Molecule: messenger RNA, 429 nt
Organism: Trichoplax adhaerens
Lineage: Eukaryota; Metazoa; Placozoa; Uniplacotomia; Trichoplacea; Trichoplacidae
Exons: 3
Coding region: 1-429 (142 amino acids)
Biological process (GO): regulation of transcription by RNA polymerase II
Cellular component (GO): mediator complex
Molecular function (GO): transcription coregulator activity
Source: RefSeq, a predicted model, not a curated record
AUGAGUCCCGUUGGAGGUGAACAACAAAGCAGAUUACAAGAAAUUAACUCUAAAAAUUACCUACGAAGAGUGAAAGAUGACGUGAAAUCCAUCUUGGAUAACUUUACUAGCAUUCUGUCUGCAUCCAAGGUGAAAGAAGAAUCGCAAUUGAAUGGUUCUGCCCAGUCUGUCAUGGACCGAUACGAAAUGCAUGUUCGAUCAUCAAAUAUAACACGAGCUGCAGAGUCAUUAGUCCAGCUUAUUGACGAAUUGAAAGAAUCGCUUAUAUUGGACGACUUUACUUCUCUGAAUGAAGCCAACGACGCUAAGCGCAAGCAGUUUGAACAAUAUAUACAACAUUCCAAUAGUGAAUUGCAGAAAAUAAAGCAUGGCAUUGGUCAAGAUUUACAACAACUGGAAACUGAAUAUUAUAAUUCAGCUUAUAAAUAA